AUAACCCAAGAGAGAGAGUCAGUCGCAAGAGUUAGAACAGGGUCACAACUCAUCCCCAAGGUUGCCAUCGUUUCUCUGCUAAGGCAAAACUCGCCAUAGUCUCUCUCUCUCUCUCUCUCUCUCUCUCUCUCUCUCUCAUGAUCCAGAAACUGAUACAUAACAGCAAAAACUGACAAUGAGGGCCUUGUUUUCACAAAAGUUCAUCAAAUAUACAGAUCGAUAUCUGAUUUCAAAAACGAGACUUGUUUCCCUCAAAUCCAAUCACUUCUUCCACAGUUCCCAAAUCUCCAAAGAAAAUGAGGACACAGUUCGAGAAAUCACUUCAAUCCUCACCCACAACAACUGGCAAUUUCUUUUGGAAUCAUCCUAUCUUCCCCAGAAGCUCAACCCAGAUGUGAUUCGAUCAGUUCUUCACCAAAACAUGGCGGGUGACCCCAAACGCCUCCUCGGAUUCUUCAACUGGUCUUCUCAUCAAAUGGGUACCCCUCAAAACUUGAAUUCUUUCUCAAUUCUUGCUAUUGUGCUCUGUAAUUCCAAUCAAUUCGCAUAUGCAAACUGGGUUUUAGAGCGAAUGAUCGAAAUUUGUUGCCCUGUUUCGGCGGUUUUGGAUUCAAUUGUUAGUUGUUGUAGAGAGUUUAACAGCUCUCAAUCUAUUCAUGUGGUUUUUGAUAUUUUGAUCAAUGCUUAUAAGAAGAAGGGUAUGUUGCAUGAAGCUGCUUCAUUGUUCUUAGCUGCCAAAAAUUGUGAAUUUUUGCCUAGUUUAGUGUGUUGUAAUUCUCUGUUGAAGGACCUAUUGAAGUGCAAUAGAAUGGAGCUUUUUUGGAGUGUUUAUUAUGCAAUGUUAGAGGCUAAGAUUAAUCCUGAUGUAUAUACUCUUACCAGUUUGAUUAGUGCUCAUUGUAAGGUUGGGAAUGUUAGGGAGGGCCAAAGGGUCCUUUUGGAAAUGGAAGAGAAGGGUUGUAGUCCUAAUUUGGUUACAUACAAUGUGACUAUUGGAGGGCUUUGCAAGGCUGGACUUGUUGAUGAAGCGUUAGAGCUAAAGAAGUCGAUGACUGAGAAGGGAUUGGCCCCUGAUGGUUAUACUUACUCCAUACUAAUUGACGGUUUUUGCAAACAGAAGAGAUCAAGAGAGGCAAAAUUUAUACUAGGAGAAAUGUCCAAUGUUGGUCUGAAUUCUGACCACGUUGUCUAUACUGCUUUGAUUGACGGGUUCAUGAAAGAAGGAGAUGUGGAAGAGGCUUUUAGAAUCAAGGACGAGAUAGUUGCUCGUGGGAAAAAGUUAAAUGUUAUAACUUGCAAUGUAAUCAUUAAUGGGCUAUGUAAGGUUGGUCAGACGGAGAAGGCCAAAGAUCUUUUGGGUGAGAUGAUUGCAAUGGGCAUAAAACCUGAUACUCAAACUUAUACAUCUUUAAUCGAGGGAUAUAGUCGAGAAAAUAACAUGGUUAAGGCUUAUGGAUUGCUGGUUGAGAUGAAGGAGAGAAACUUGCAGCCUACAGUGUACAGUUGCAGUGCAAUAAUUAAUGGGCUAUGCCGUUCUGGAGAUCUUCAGCAGGCUAAUUUUGUUUUGGAGAAGAUGACCGAGGGAGGUUUGAAACCGAAUGUUGUUAUCUACACAACUCUUAUAAAGGGUCAUGUGCAAGGAGGUAAAAUUGAAGAGGCAAUAGAGAUUUUUACUAGGAUGAAGGAGAAAGGGAUUCUUCCUGAUGUUUUCUGCUACAAUUCUCUCAUAAUUGGCCUCUGUAGAGCAAAAAGGAUGGAAGAAGCAAGGACUUACAUGAUCGAAAUGGUGGAAAGGAGAUUAAAACCAGAUGUGUAUACUUAUGGGGCUUUCAUUUCUGGAUAUAGUAUGGUGGGGGAAAUGUUAGUCGCAGAUGCGUAUUUCAGAGAGAUGAUUGGCUAUAGUAUCGCUCCAAAUGGUGUUGUUUAUACAGCUUUGAUUGAUGGGUAUUGCAAAGUGGGGGAUACAGAAGGAGCCUUAUUGAUAUUCAGAUCAAUGCUUGGACAAGGAGUGCUUGCAGAUGUGCAAACAUACAGUGUGCUUAUCAAUGGCCUCUUGAGGAAUGGAAAAUUGCAGGAGGCUAUGCAUGUUUUUGCGGAACUCUGUGAAAAGGGUCUGAUUGCUGAUGUUUACACCUACAGCUCUCUCAUUUCCGGUUUCUGUAAGCAAGGGGACAUAAUAGAGGCUUUCAAACUUCACGAUGAGAUGUGUCAAAAAGGUAUUAAUCCAAAUAUUUUUACUUAUAAUGCAUUGAUCAAUGGACUUUGCAAGUCGGGUGAUAUGGAAAGAGCUAAGGAACUGUUUGAUGGUAUCUCCGAAAAGGGUUUGGCACUCAAUGGUGUGACUUAUGCUACAAUAAUAGAUGGAUACUGCAAAUCCGGAAAUGUAGCAGAGGCAUUUCGGUUACUUGAUGAGAUGCCAUUAAAGGGGAUUCCACCAGAUUCUUUUGUUUACAAUGCCCUUGUCAGCGGGUGCUGCAAAGAAGGUAAUACAGAGAAGGCCUUUUCAUUAUAUCAAGAAAUGAUGCAAAAAGGGUUUGCUUCGACGAUUACUUUCAACACUUUGAUUGAUGGGUUUUGCAAGUCUGGGAAAUUGAAUGAAGCAAACCAGUUGGUGAAUGAAAUGGUCGAUAAGCAAGUCAUCCCCGAUCAUGUCACCUUUACUAUUUUAAUCGAUUAUCUCUGCAAGGAAGGGAUGAUGGAAGCUGCAGAAGAGCUUUUCUUAGAGAUGCAAAAGAGGAAUCUGAUGCCCACUAUUGUAACGUAUACUUCGCUUUUACAUGGUUACAGCAGAAUAGGAGACAGAUCGAAGAUGUUUUCACUUUUUGAGGAGUUGGUGGCAAAGGGUAUUGAGCCUGACGAAGUAGCCUACAACAUGAUAGUCGAUGCUUACUAUGAAGAAGGUAAUACGGAGAAAGCAUUUAAGCUUUGGAAUGAACUAUUGGACAAGGGUGUGAUGCAAAAGGGAGAUUUCUCCAAUGCAUUGGCGUUACUUGAAAAAAUGGGAAGUCAAGGCUUUACGCCAAGUCUUGCUAUGUGCAGCAAUGUAGUCCGAGGGUUGAAUGAAGCAGGUUGCGAGGACAAGGCAACUAGGGUUUUGGAAAGUAUGGUGAGAUUUAAAUGGAUUUCAGAUUCCACAAGUUUAAGUGACUUUUCGAAUGAAUAUCAGAAAGAUGCAAUCUCUCAAGGCAAUCAGCAUUAAAAGAAAAUGAGUGUUUGCUGCUCUUUCAUGUUCUUGGGUAUCUGUAGGUUCACGAAAUCAAUUACUGAUGCUGAUCUGAACAAUUUGCUAGAGCGAAAAAAUUGGGUUUAUCAAGUAAAUGUGGCAGCCACGGUCUAGGCUUCGCAUAGCCGCAUUUUUCAAUUUAAAUUUGUGAAUGCUUCCAACUUCAGUGGCAGGUCAAUCAAAAGCAAGCUUGCUGAGCUUGAAAAGAGGUAAGGUAACAGGUAAUCACAAGGGUUAUACCUGAGCCUUACUACAUUGUUUGUAUUGAAAGUAACUCCUCUUACCCGUAUAUCUUUUUCCUUUUGAUGUAGUCGACAUUUUUUGGAUGUAAUUUGUCUGACAGUUCUGUUAUAUGAAAAUUAUUUUCUUUAUAUGAAAGAUGAAACCCUAUUUGAAGUUUUCCUUU
This is a messenger RNA of Camellia sinensis, 3629 nucleotides long. RefSeq names its product Pentatricopeptide repeat (PPR) superfamily protein. NCBI's taxonomy places the organism in Eukaryota, Viridiplantae, Streptophyta, Magnoliopsida, Ericales, Theaceae. The record is from RefSeq and is a predicted model, not a curated record. Gene Ontology annotation, molecular function: protein binding.